Molecule: messenger RNA, 1950 nt
Organism: Chara braunii
Lineage: Eukaryota; Viridiplantae; Streptophyta; Charophyceae; Charales; Characeae
Source: the annotation of a GenBank genome assembly
UAGUGCAGAUUGUGCCCAGUACUGUAGCUUAUGAGCGACAGGGAAGAACAGCAACCGGACGACCGGAUCUUGCGAUCGGCAAGGCGCCCAAUUGCCCAUUUGGCAUUAGGACCAGAGGGUGACAGAUAUCUGUUCUGCCAGCGUAGGGAGAGGCAGCAGCAGCAGAGGAGAGGUAGGGCCGAAGAGGCAAGCAGGGCAUUCGCAAGUGAAGCUGCAGUCUCAGCAGCCAUGGCCACUUCUACGCAGCAGAGUUCCCAGGCUAGUAGUUCAAGAUCUGUAGGGUCAACGGUCGCACAGACCCUGAGUCAGUCCACUGGCGUUAUGGCAAGCCAGCCAAUAGUGUCAACUCCCGAUGAGAUCGCCAUACAACAAGCCGCAUUGCAGGAGGCACAGCUACAGAAGGCUUUAGGAGAGAGAAAAGCGGAGAAGGAAAGGAUGAUUAGAAGAAGAGCCAGGAUGCAGCGGAGACAAGCGGACGUUAGUGAGUUAGAGGAGAUGGACCUGACGCACACGAGUGAUGAUGUGAGGACCAUUCAGUCCGUCCUGCUAAAUGUAGUUGAAAUGCAGGACCACCAGACGGCCAUCCUUCAGGACAUUCAGCAAAGUCUGGCCCUCUUGGCUGGGCGAGCGCAGGCAGCGCCAUCGAUGUCCGGGCCUGGUGCGCUGAUUACUGAGUUCAAUCUUGCGGACAAUGUUACUCAGUCUUUGGUGGAAGCCUAUCGCGAGGACCCGUUUAUGGCCGAGAUCAUAUGCAAACUCGAGGCAAAGGACAAACAGACUUCUGUUGAGUUUGAGUUGGUCAAGGGCCUGCUGUUCCUUGAGAAGGCAGGGAAUAAACGUUUUAGUAAGUUUGCUAGGUUAGUUGCAAUGCCGACAACAGCUAAGACGGAGGAUGUGAUUAAAAUGUUCAAGGAGAAUUGGGUUAGAGAUUUUGGAUUGCCAAAGUCUAUCGUUAGUGACCGGGACGUGCGAUUUACCAGCGAAUUGUGGAAAGCAGCAGCUGCAGAGCAAGGCACGCAACUGCAGAUGACAUCAGGCAAUCAUCCCAAGGCAAACGGGCAGGCUGAACAAAUGAACCGCGCUGUACAACACCUGUUAAGGCAUUACAUCAAGCCAAAUCAGGUAGACAGGGAUGAGAAACUUGCUCUCAUCAUCAAUUUGUACAAUAGUGUUGUGCACAGCGCAACCGGAGUCAGUCCUAACAGCUUGCUACUGACCUUCAGACCCCGACUGCCUUUAGACUUCCUACUACCUGACAAUCAGCCGACUGCCGCACCAGGGACUCUAGAGUUUGCGUAUAGAUAUGAGCACUUGAUGCAGCAGGCUGUUGAGCAGAUGCACAAAGCACAGGCGACGAUGAUAGAGUCUGAGAACAAACACCGCCGCCCAUCUACAUUCCAGGUAGGGGAAGGAGUCUGGGUGAAGUCCUCCGAACUGGGACAAGAGUACGGGAUAUCCCGUAAACUCAUGCCACAUUACUUUGGACCGUGGGAGGUAUUGGAUGUCGUGGGGAAUGAACCGGAUGGCCCGUCUUAUGUUAUUCGCAUCCUUCGUCCCUUACGCACUUACCCCGUCUUUCACGCCUCCAAGCUUGCACCUUUCAAGGAAACAAAUCAGUUUCCUUCUCGACGCUCAAUCCUGCUCCCAACCAUGGAUGGAGAGGUGGACAUAGACGACAUCGUGGAUCACAGGGAGCUGCCCGUUCCAAGACCGACAGGCAGGGGACGUCCUCCGAAACCGAAGCUGCAGUACCGAGUUCGGUUCCGACAUCAUCUAGAUCCAAAGGACCGCUGGUUCACUAGGGAGGAACUCAUGCAGACCGCUCCUCAUAUCAUAGCUCAAUAUGAGAAAUCUCUGCAGAAGGGAAAGCGCCAGAUCAUCGAAGACUGAACUUUUCAGAGGACUAGCGAAGUUAUGGAGGAGGGAAUGCAACGCUUAUGCCCCUAUGAG